CAGGUGUAGUUAGUUACAUUUUAUGUACCCACGCGCUUUCUCCAAGAGUAUUUUAGCGCUUAGACCACUUUGUUGUAACACCUGUGCAGAAGUUCUCGGUGUAUGAUAUUUUUCCAACGAAAGAGCAAAAGAAACUACUCAGGUCUUUGUUCGUCCUCCCAGGCUACGAUGUUUGGAGAACAAGCCUUGGACAACGAUUAACUGUGAUGGUCGAUCCUUCCCUCAAGAGCGACUUCUUGGAUUAUUUGCGCAAGAAUGGAAUAAAACACAGUGUCUACAUUGAGAACGUUGCGAGUUUCAGAAACACAGAUGCAAUUGGAUCAUCCUUUCGGCAUCCCUCUGCCCUUCCACCUGAUCUCUUCAGUGUAUAUCUCUCUCACCAGCAGAUGAGCAACUACUUGGAUCUAUUGGCCAAAAAAUAUCCACCUUUAGUCCAUGUACAAGCCUUUGGUACCAGUUUUGAGAAACGGCGACUUGACAUGGUCAAAAUAUCAACUGAGAAAAGUGGUGUUGAAAAGCCGAUCAUACUAAUAGAUGCUGGUAUUCAUGCCAGAGAAUGGAUUGCCCCAGCAAUGGCAUUAUUUAUUAUCAACCAGCUUGCUGAAAAUGAAACUAAUAGAUAUCUCACUGAAGAAAUUGAGUGGCACAUCUGUCCACUUCUCAAUCCUGAUGGCUAUGAAUAUUCACGGAAAACCGACAUGUGGUGGCGAAAGACACGAUCACAUACAAAGAACAAACAUUGUCGCGGUGUUGAUGGAAACAGAAAUUUUGAUUUCCAUUGGAAUGAAUGUGGUGCUAGCAGUGAUCCAUGCUCAGGUUGUUAUGCAGGAGAAAAGCCCUUCUCUGAAGUGGAAACACAGGCAUUUAGGGCUUAUGUCAUGUCAAUUAGAGAUCGCCUGAAGCUCUACCUUACGUUUCAUAGCUAUGGGCCUGUACUUGUUCCAAACUUCCAAAACAACUUUCCUUUCCUAAAUGCACAUUUUGACAAAUUUCUUUUAUGA
Messenger RNA from Schistocerca americana (American grasshopper), 1001 nucleotides. RefSeq names its product carboxypeptidase B-like. Gene Ontology annotation, biological process: proteolysis. NCBI's taxonomy places the organism in Eukaryota, Metazoa, Arthropoda, Insecta, Orthoptera, Acrididae. The coding region runs from base 207 to 1001 and encodes 264 amino acids. The transcript is spliced from 7 exons. The record is from RefSeq and is a predicted model, not a curated record. Gene Ontology annotation, molecular function: metallocarboxypeptidase activity; zinc ion binding.